ACACUCCAUGAGAUUGUUGUAUCCACUUUUAAAAAUAAUCGGCGCCUGGCCAGAUCCUGCCGUAACCACCGUAUCCUCGACCAUCAUCAAAUGGUGCACGAUAUCGAUCUCUUAUUUCUUACAACUACUGCUACUGAUCCCGAGCUUCAUGUACAUAUUUGGCAAGGAGACGAACAGCAGGAAGCAAGUUAAACUGCUGAUGCCUCAUAUUAACGGUUUGAGCCAGCUGAUCAAAUACACCAUACUGUUGCGCCGUAUGAAAGAAUUCCGGGAAACGAUGGAGGAUAUAAGGAACGACUGGCUGAGCGCCACCGAUGAGAAUCGACAAAUUUUCCGCGAGAACGCCAAGGUUGGAUACAAGGUAGUGCUGGGAAUAGCAAUCAUUAUGUAUACUGGCGGUAUGUGUAAUCGUACGGUGAUGCCGCUCUCGAAGGGAAGAAUUGUUUUGCCGAAUAACGCUACUAUAAGGCUGCUGUCCAGUCAGAGUUACUUCGUGUUCUUCGACGCGCAGCGUACGCCCAACUACGAGAUAAUCUUCGCUCUGCAAGUUCUUGGCGGAUUCGUCAUCUACACGAUACUGUGCGGCACCAUGGGUGUCUCUUCGUUACUGUGCAUGCACAUGUGCAGCCUGUUGAGGAUCUUAGCGAACAUGAUGUCCGAACUUUCAGAGCAGCUCGACGUGAGUGAGAAUGCCGUGCAAAAGAAGAUCGCGAGUAUCGUCGAAUAUCGGACGAAGAUCAAAAAAUUUUUAAACAACGUCGAAGAGAUUACACCCUACAUAUGUUGCUUCGAGAUCAUCAACGACACAUUGAUCACAUGCGCAAUCGGAUACUGCAUUAUCAUGGAAUGGGAGAGCAGCAACACCGCUGCUUUAAUUGUUUACAUCUCGUUGCAAAUGAGUACCAUAUUCAUUAAUUUCACCAUGUGUUACAUUGGUCAGCUCCUUAUCAACGAAAGUGAACAUAUUAGCCGAACGUCCGCAACUUUGAACUGGUACCGAUUCUCCUCGAAAAAGGCGCGAUGCCUGAUACCGGUGAUCAUUAUAUCGAAUUAUCGAAUAAAAAUCACCGCUGCCAAAAUUCUAGAGGUAUCAUUGGCCACCUUCACCGAUAUCAUGAAGGCGUCGAUGGGCUAUUUAAACGUACUGCGAAGUGCUCUCUAAUAGAAACUUGAAAAGUAAAUUUA
Molecule: messenger RNA, 1185 nt
Organism: Frieseomelitta varia
Lineage: Eukaryota; Metazoa; Arthropoda; Insecta; Hymenoptera; Apidae
Product: odorant receptor 4-like
Exons: 5
Coding region: 8-1162 (384 amino acids)
Biological process (GO): detection of chemical stimulus involved in sensory perception of smell; sensory perception of smell
Cellular component (GO): plasma membrane
Molecular function (GO): olfactory receptor activity; odorant binding
Source: RefSeq, a predicted model, not a curated record